Messenger RNA from Dendronephthya gigantea, 4359 nucleotides. RefSeq names its product NACHT, LRR and PYD domains-containing protein 3-like. The record is from RefSeq and is a predicted model, not a curated record. The coding region runs from base 1498 to 4122 and encodes 874 amino acids. Gene Ontology annotation, molecular function: protein binding. NCBI's taxonomy places the organism in Eukaryota, Metazoa, Cnidaria, Anthozoa, Malacalcyonacea, Nephtheidae. The transcript has 3 exons.
UAUCCAGACAGCAUUUGAGUUGCUAUACAGAGACAGAAAAACGUUUAGAUAGCUCGUACGGAGGAGAUCCACCCUUCAGAAUUAUAUGUGUAAAAUUAAAAGGAAAUCUCCUCUCGUGUCGCAGUUUCGUCUUCCGGGCAUGCGUCUAAACCAUCCCCGACAACGAUGUCAAAGGGUAAAAUUGACGUGAAAUACAAACUAUGACUCAAUAUUCUCAGAUAAUGCAAAUUAAACGUAGUAAAAUUAAUUGCAAACAUCUAGCGUAGAAAAAUUAGCCAUUUUCAUACUUAGUCUUAUGCGAGUACCCAAAAUUAGGCAAUAAUUCCAUGUCAGGAAAACCUAAAUACAGGAAUCCCAAAAGAGUUUGGAUUGAUCCCGUGUAUAUUUGAGUGGGAAAUGAGAGAAAUCUCAAGGAGAACUGUUCGGUCUGAUAUUUUGUAUUUGUGUGCUUGACUGCUUGUGAAUUUCAGUGAAGUUCACUACGAAAGUCGUGAUAUCUUUCGUGGCGGAUGUUGUUGAGGUUUUAACCGAUCACAAUUCAAAACAAAGGCAGGCAGCCUAAAUUUACGUGUUAAUUCGAACUCGAUAUUGCAUUGUAUUGCAUUGUAAUAACACUAAGUCGACAAAUUGCCGAUAAAUUUGUCGCGUUGUAAUACCACUAAAUCGACAAAUUGCCGAUAAAUUUGUCGCGUUGUAAUAACACUAAGUUGACAAAUUGCACAAAAAUUUGUCGCGUUGUAAUAACACUAGGUCACAAAUUGCCGAUAAAUUUGUCGCGUUGUAAUAUACCACUAUGUUCACAAAUUGCUGAAUAACUUGUCACGUAAUAAAACUGUCUGUCAGACCGAUUUAGACCGUCGUUCAGACCGAGUUAGACGCGGUUCGACCUCGGGUAUAGGUUAACCGCGGUUUUUGUUAGGUUAUUUCUGGAUGUGCUGUAAAUUAUCCUUCCUUUCGUAAUGUGAACUCAUUUCUGGCACUGAUAUUUUCUUUGUGUAACUGCAGAACAGGAAUUUAAAGAAUUACUUAUUUUUGUGUAUUGUGAAAGACGAUAUUGCUCAGGCACGAGGUUGGGUAAUGUUUUGAUCAAACGCGACAGUGUGGGCUAAAAUAUAUAUCGUAAAGUAAAUAUUCCUAUCUCUUUCAAGAUGAUGGACAGUAUUAAAGAAUACCUAAUACCCAAGAGAUUUAGCGUCUUAUCCUACGCAUGUGUGAUCAUCCAUUUUUCCUGUGGAUUAAUCUUUACAGCAAUUGCCAGGGAAUUUAGACUGAGCGAGAUGGAAAAGUUCAGUUGUGCUGUUGACACAAAACAUGCAACUCACAAAAGUUAUGCCGAAAAAACGUGUUUUUCAAUCUACGACGACGAGUACAACUCUCCCGUGAAAUUAUUUGCUUUCGUUCUGUUCAAUUUUGGUUCUGUUGUUGUUGUGAGUGUCGUUUAUUCGCUUGCUGUUGGCAAUCGUAUCAAAGAAGCAGAAAGACUCUCAAACGGAAGUGAUGAACCUCGAACAGUCGCCAAGAAAAGGAACAAUGAACAAGCAAAACGUAUCUGAUGAAGUUGACUUGAUCGACAUGAACACAUUUAACAAUUGUACCCCAAACAGUCGCGACAUUUACAAGCGAAAGGUUUUACAGCUAGGUCUCACACCAGACAUAAAUUAUGGUUCAAAGCAUACACCUUUGGACGACAUGUAUAUAGACCUCGUUAUCCAUACUGAACAAGCCCCACACAAGUUUUCAAAAGGAAUGGACAGGCACGAGAUCUAUGAUGUUUAUAUGAAAGUUCCCGAAAAUUCAAUACCCCUGAAAGAGAUUAAGGAAUUAUUUUAUCCAAACAAGGAUACUAAAAACGAAAUCCCUUCCACCAUUUUGGUGAUCGGCCGUCCCGGAAUUGGAAAAACUGUUCUCACCAGAAAAAUCAUGCGAGAUUGGGCAAAAGGAGAUGAUGAAAUUUAUCACGAUACAAUCGCAUUUUACUUCAAAUUCAGAUGGUUCAAUCUGGCCCAAAUGCAACAUGUAACACUUAAGAAAUUUCUUCAGUUAGGAACAGAACUGCUGAAUGAAGAUGAAUCUAAAAGCAUUUUUGAAGAAAUUUGGGAAAACCCGCAAAAUGCUACUUUCGUUGUUGAUGGUUUCGAUGAAUUUGGUGCAAACCAUGAAGGUUUUCAGAAAGUUCUAGAUCAGUCAAGAAUGUUUCCCAAUGACGAUGCUUCUUGUUCCAUGUCUGCAAUGAUUCUGUUUGUCAAAAUCUUGUCUGGCAACAUGCUACCAGGGGCAACAGUCUUGGUGACCAGCAGGCCGACUGUAAGUCAUGUUUUAAGCAAAAUGAAAUUUGACAGAACUGUUGAGAUAGUUGGAUUCACAUCGGAUAAAAUUGAACAGUAUGUUAAACAGUUUUGUGCUAAUCAUAACAGGUGCUAUCUAGAAGCAACGCUGAUGAGUCAUAUCAAAUCAUCAUCUGAACUGAUGAAUUUAUGCUACAUUCCAGUGAAUUGUUUUAUUGUUUGUGUUUCUCUGUUCGAAUGUCUCAUUGACUCAGAGGGUGAUAUUGGUGCUCUACCAACUACUUUGACUGAACUGUACGAGUCAGCUCUAGUCUAUUUCAAUAAGCAUCAUGACCGGAAUCAAAGCAAAGAAGUUUUAAAGCAACUUCAACAGUUGGCUUUCAAUGGUAUGAAAAACGAUGAACUGAUUUUCAAUGGAGAGCUAGUCGAUGAGAAAAUGAAAGAGUCAGGAUUACUAAACUUUUUACCUAAUCCAAUUUUUCAAAUUCAAAUACAGGUUUGCUUUAUUCAUUUAACUAUACAAGAAUUUCUCGCAGCGAAGCAUAUAGUGGAAACAAAAACACCUGAAGAAGUAAAAGAAUUUAUAUCUUCGCAUUUCAAGCGUGGCAGAUGGCAUCUGGUGCUUCAAUUUCUAGCUGGAUUAUUGGGAGUGAAAAUGAGGACGUCUGAUGUCUCUCAUGAAUACAGAAGCUGUGUGUUGUCGUUCAAGAAAUAUCUUGCAAUUCAAGGCACUAAGUGCGAAAUUCGACCAAAUCAUAUUUUGGUGAUGAAAUGUUUGAGAGAAGCGCAGGAUGAAGAUGUUAAUAAAGAAAUUGCUGCAAACUCUGGUUUGAAAGAUGCGACGGAGAUAUUUUGUUAUACUGCUGAUGUACCACUUCUCUCCCCAAGCGAUGUGGCAGCAAUGGUGUUCGUUUGCAAACACUUGAACGUUUUAAAUCAUUUAUACAUUAAUGGUGCACCUAGUGAUUGUUCAAUGGAAGCUCUUAAAUUGCUAAAUGAAAGAUGCAUAAAAUCACUGUCCAUGAACGAUUGUCAUCUUGGCGAGAUGGAUUGGAAGCGUUGUCCGGCGCUAUUGCAAUCUGAAUGUCAGCUGAAGCACAGUCAUUCUAAGCUUACCAAGCUCUGUUGGCCAAAAAACAAUAUUAGUGAUGCUGGAGUGGCGUAUCUAAAUGAGUUUCUCAAAAAUAAGCAUAAAGUCGGUUUGGUGGAGUUAGAUCUGUCGUUAAAUGGCAUUACUUCGUGUGGAAUUUUUACACUUGUGGAAUGUCUCAGCAGCGAAGUUUGUAACCAGCUUACUAAACUUGAUCUUGGCGGCAAUCCUCAUAUACGUGAUGAAGGCGUUCGUAUUCUUUGUAACGUAAUUCGAGAAAGGCGGUUGAAAUUUGAGAAGCUGAAUCUAUCCGGAUGUUCUUUAACCAAUGAAAUCAUACCCUGCCUUGUAAAAUGUGAACUAAAGGACUUGACACUUAGCAAUAAUAAGAUAGGAGAUGAAGGUAUGCGGAUCUUGUGCAGUGUUCUUGAACAAGGGACAUUUCCUCUCACCAGAUUGAACGUUUCCUUUUGUUCGUUAACAGACGAAUGCAUGCCGAGCUUGAGCCAGGCUCUCGGAGAUGAACGAUGUAAGCUCACUAAGUUGUAUGUAAGCGACAAUGGAAUCACAGAUAAACAUUUAUCAUUACUCUCAGACACUCUGAAACUUCAGAAUUGUUGUCUUGAAUAUUUAUAUAUUGAAGGUGUUAUUACUAAAGCUGGUGAAAAGAUCCUUAAAGUAACCAUGCAAUCUGAUAUCUGCCUAGUACGAGGUUUAAAAAUUAUCUGUAUCACACCUUUUGAAUAGAUAUUUUGAACAAUUGAACUUUAAUCCUCAACUUUCGAAUUUACAUUUCAUCGGAGAUCAUAACUUAGGUUGAGCCUCAAAGAAAUUGUAGAUAAUUAUAUUAUCAAGACAUGGUUGUAAAUUUGGUUUGUAAUUAAUAAAUAAAUACAUUUAGUUUACAUUUUAUUGGACAACAUGAUCAAAUAGCAAAGUUUUCAUUACUAAAAGUUUAAGCAGUUGUUUAAAAUUCAAUUGGUU